Molecule: messenger RNA, 4244 nt
Organism: Etheostoma spectabile (orangethroat darter)
Lineage: Eukaryota; Metazoa; Chordata; Actinopteri; Perciformes; Percidae
Product: probable E3 ubiquitin-protein ligase HERC1
Exons: 14
Coding region: 68-1966 (632 amino acids)
Source: RefSeq, a predicted model, not a curated record
UACGUCAACAAGAAGUGACGUCAUCCUACAUCGCUUAGCGCACCUUUAACCUAAAAUGUAGGGGGUCAUGUUAUAUUCUGCAAACCCAGGAACCAACACUGUUAACGUCACUGAGGACAUACAGUGUGACUUGGAUAUGAAUCUACUUUGCUGGGGUAGUGGGGACCUUGGCCAGACUGGCCAUGGCAGGCCGGGGAACAUCGGUCCUGGGGAGGCCCAUCUGAGAGAGUUUACAGCGGCAAGGCUGGGCAGAGCGAAGCUACUGGCAUGUGGAUCCAGUCAUUCCAUUGUGGUUACAGUGGACAACAAGAUCUUUGCAUGGGGGAAUGGCACUAGUGGACAGCUGGGUGACGGUGAGAAGGCAGUAAAGGACCAGCCAGUCGAGGUGAAGUUGCCACAGGAACUGAACGUUGAAGGAAGCAAGGCAGAUGUGGAUGUCGUCAACAUUGUUGGUGUGGCCUGUGGAAGCAGACACUCCUUCAUAUGGACUGAAACUGGGCGGGCCUACAGUUUUGGGAACAACUUCUAUGCCCAACUAGGCUAUGACAUCCAGAGGCUUGACUUCAAAGACCACCAGCUGGUACCGCGUUUGUUCCAGAAUCUCCCAUCCUCUCUGAAAAUAUCUCAAGUGGCCUGUGGAGAGCGACACACUCUGUUUGCGCUGGAGGACGGCCGUGUGGCGGCAUGUGGGCAGAAUGAUUAUGGACAAAUUGGCAGUGGUUCUGAGGAAAAUGUGGUCCUCCCUCGCUUUGUGGAGGGUGUGGACCAUGUGUCAAAAGUCACCUGUGGGGCAAACCACAAUCUUGCUCUGACAGGUGACAGCAGGUUGUUUCAGUGGGGAUGUGGACGGGCAUGUGGGAACAGAAAAAGGAACAUCCUUUCCCCAGAGGAAGUAACGCCACCAAGGUUGCCAGUGAGAGACAUUGCUGGAGGAUGUCGGCAUAGCCUGCUUCUAACAGAUGGUGGGAAUGUCUUCUCCUGGGGGAUGGGGCAGGAGGGACAGCUUGGACUUGGAGAGGACGGGAUUCAUAUCUCCACUCCUUGUCUUCUCAGCUAUUCUCAGCUCACUGAGGUCACACAAAUACAAGCAGGGGACACCUACAGUGCAGCCAUCACAGCAGGUGGAAAGCUGCUUCUCUGGGGUCAGAUCCCCUGUGUGUCCCGGGUCAGUGAUCAUCCAGGUCUCAAAAAGCUCUCGACCCCACAGCCUGUUCCACUGGCAGGCAAAAAGGUGUGUGAUGUGGCCUGUGGUACCUGGCAUAUGAUGGCCCUCACCACAACAAGCAGAGAGGAGAAUAGUGAAUGUGCUCACUCCGAAACUGAAGCUGGCUUCAGAGACCUUGUCAGCAAUCCCCUGCCGAAGGAGCACACAGAGAAAGAAAACACAGUGCAAGACUCCAGGCAGGUUCAACACAAGAUGCUUCGUGGUCUGGAGAGACCAGAGGGUUCUGAGGAGCACAAGAAGGAUGAAGAAAGUGAGAGUUCAGAGGAAGGACAAAGACUAAAUAAAGAGGAGGGAGAUGGAGCAUUACACGAUUCAGCAUUGGCCGUUACCAGGUCUGCAACUUGGAUGGACAGGCGAGGAAAUGACCAUGCAUCAAUCAAAUACAACCAAGGGGAUGAGAGGGAAAGUUGCAGGACAGCAGCAUCAUUGGAGCUAAGGAAAGAACCAUGCAGAAGCAGAAGAAGCAGAGAUGUUGAAUUCACCACUUUGCACCUGUUACCCAGGUCAGAAGGACAGCAAUGCAGGCCCACAGCCAGCAGCUUACCCCGGCUACUGACAGGACAUCAAGCCCAUAGCAAGGUUUUAGAUGAGCUUCGGAUGGUGAAAUCUACACAUUUGACUGAAUUGGUCCACAGAUCUGACAGAAGUGACAGCAGCAUUUGGCAGAGUCCCAGGCUCAGACCCAAACCCACACCUCCUGGGACAGAUCGUGGUAGCCUCUUUUCACCAUCCAAGAAUUAGACCACAAACUGGCCUCAAGUGUCCAAUUGACAAUUCUUCACCCGGUCUGAGCCUUGGGCAGCAAGCUUGGAUGUCCCCCCCCCUUUCAUCCAUCUGGGACCAUGAGUCGUGACUUCUCUAUCUCCAACUCCUUCCUCUUCUGAAGUAUUCAGGUACUGUCCUACACACAGAAGGGCUCUGUUUUCCCUUGGCAUUUUCGGAAGAAUCUGUAAGAAUUCACAGAUCCUGUUCUCUCCAACAGUAGAAUUUAUUUGUUUUUUAUGCCACCCAGCCACCCAGAUAAUACACAGCUCAUCCAUAAAGUCAUCAGCGUGAAAAGCAUUUUUACCCAAUAGCCUUGAGAAAUGACAGGCUAUGAAGAGAACAUGUGCACUCUUUUAUCUUCUUGAUAAUGCUUUGCUGUACACCACAUACAACGUUAAACACUGUUGGCUCCAAAGUGACUGACAAACAGCCUCUUUUACUUUGUAAGAGCUCUCUAAAACAGACUCCAGUUCAGCAUUAAUGGGCUCCACUUUACCUCACACUGUGAUUUGGCAAAUAUACUCUUCUUACAAACCAUCUCAGUCAACAACACUCCUGAACCUUGACCUCAUCUGAAAGCAUUAGACUUUGGUCUUACAGUCAAAGUCGUGUGUAGGAGCUGCAGAGUCCUUGAAUCAGCACAUUUCAACAGGGUUGAGUUUUUUUUUACCCCGUGUACUACUGCGUACUACUGAGACGCAUUUCUUUUUAAUAUCUUACAGUAUGUUGUUUAUUAAAGACAAAACGCCCUCUCAGAUCUUGGCCCCUUGUAAGGCAUUUCACGGUGAAGUGUUUUCAUGGCUGCCUCUGCAGAAUGAGUCACAUGUGCAUGCUGCUAUGGCUCUUUUGAGUGUUAGUGGAAAUUGAGUUGUUGCUGAGAUAAUACUAUAUGAUGAGGCUUCUCAAAUAAGUAGGAUUAUUACAGUUUCCUUUGAGUCUGCUCUGGGUUUUUUUAAUGUUUUUUAGUGACAUGUCCUCCUUGCACACUGUAUACAAACUGGUCCUGUGCCACAGUGCAGAUCACAACUGCAUGAUAAUUCCUAUUGUCAUGAUAAGUGGAGCAUAUACUUUUAUAUUUUCAUUAUCUACAGUGCGUUCAAAAAAAAGGACCUUUUGUCAAUAACUUGCCACUGUGUAACACAUUGGCAGUGUUCGGUUUAAGACACUCCACGUGCCAAGUGAAAGUAAAAUGAUUUCUUAGUAAUAUUACUUUUUAAUACCAAGUAAUGCAGUAAUACUUAAUAUUUAAUCACUUUAAUCAUGGAUUUUACAACACGAUUAAUGAUAGAACAUUUUCAAUCAAUGUGUGUAAGUUGAGUCAUGUUUAAAUUGUGAAUAGAUUUGCUGUUAUUUCGGUUUGCUUUCAUCGCACUCGUCAGUACACCUGGACUUAAAGAAUCCAUAUAGACAUCAAGACUAUUCAUUACCUUGGUCCCAGUGUUUAAAAGGCAAAAAGGUAACUAAUGUUGAUAUAUUUCAAACUUUAGCAAAGGUAUUUAAAAGGGUAUUGAAUUUCUGCUCCAGGACAGUGAUGAGAUAAAAAAAUAAACGUGCGUUUGAAUUGAGUCUCAGAUUUGCUUUUGUGAUUACCAAACCCAACACUGACUACACACAGGCAUGCAAUACUAAUGGCAUUGAGACAUUCACCCUCAUCCCAGCCCAUCGCCUCCUACACUCCCUAUGGUUUGUUUUUGUGUGUGUGAGUAAGUGUUGGUUGUGUGUAUCACGUCUUUGCCCUGCAAGACUCCUGCCAAUCGAUUCAAGGUGAGACCUGUCGAUUAAACACCCUGAGCCGUGCUCUCUACCUAACCCCAGGGCGAUUCAAUCUCACCCCUUACACACACAUGCACACAGCCGUACCCAAACACACGCACACAUACACACCCACCUCACCUGUCAUCCAUCGAUAUCUCCAUCUGGACCUCUAUUGAUCCCUUUCAUCCAUCCUCUUCACCACAUGCAGUGCAACAUCACGGCCAAGACAACAUCCGUGCAGGUUUAAUUUCUGACAGAUUUACAAUAAAGCUCAAGUUAUUAUUUAACUCUUCCAGCCGCAGUGUGCUCUUUGAUUUAGCACCCUGGGAGAGGAUGAGUUACAGCUGACACGGAGAAUCUGCCGGGGCUGGAAUGGUAGGCACCCGGUUCAUAACUCAGCAGCCGAAUGUGUAGUUAGUCAAUCACUUGAUCUGUAAUCACAAAUGCUGCCAGAAAUUACAUGAGUGAUGAGCUGUAAUAAAAGCACUUACUUUUCCUG